UUUUUUUUGCUGAGAUUUGAUGUAGUGACAAUUUUUCGUAGUGAUUAUGUAAUGACGUUACAGCGUCCUUUAACAACAAAUAGUCCUUCCUAGCAACAUUCCCUGAAGAUUAGUUGUUUGCGGAAGUGAUCAAAGCCAAAGGACGAAGGUCAUUAUGCAGGCAAGAUGGAGGUGCGGAUGAAAUUAUUGAACUCGGCUGACAAGUGUGUGGAUGAGGCUUUGGAGGGUCUCGUCAGGAGUAACGGGGGUCUGGCGCUGCUCCGGGGGCACAGAGUUGUGCUGCGGUCCGAUCUGGAGAGCAUUAAGGGAAAGGUAGCGCUCCUGUCCGGAGGAGGAUCUGGCCAUGAACCGGCGCAUGCAGGUUAUACUGGUGUGGGAAUGCUGUCUGGAGCUGUGGCGGGAGCAGUAUUUGCGUCUCCUCCUCCAGGCAGUGUGCUGGCUGCCAUUCUGACUCUGUGGAAGGGAGGCGCUUCGGGAGUCCUGCUCAUCGUGAAGAACUACACGGGUGACCGCCUAAACUUUGGCAUAGCUGUCGAACAGGCCCGGUCACAUGGCGUCCAGGUGGACAUGGUGAUUGUGGCUGAUGAUUGCGCCUUCGCUCAGCCCAGCAAGGCCGGCAGAAGAGGCUUGUGUGGAACAGUGUUCAUUCAUAAGAUAGCUGGAGCUCUGGCAGAGAAAGGUUGCCCAUUGGAUGAAAUUGUUGCACGGGUGAAUGAAGCAACAAAAAAUAUUGGUACGCUGGGUGUUAGUCUGUCUCCAUGCAGUGUGCCUGGAUGCCUUCCAUCUUUCCAGCUUCCACCAGGAGAGAUGGAGCUGGGACUGGGGAUCCAUGGAGAACCAGGCAUUAAGAGAUCAAAAGUGGCCUCUGCUGAUGAAGUUGUGAAAACUAUAAUAAGUCACAUGACUGAUUCCUCGAACAAAUCACAUCUGUCCCUGAAAUCAGGAGACAAGGUGGUGCUGUGUGUGAAUAAUCUUGGUGCUCUCUCGUGUUUGGAAAUAGCUGUGGUUUCUAAAGCAGCUGUACACUGCCUAGAGGAGCGUGGUGUGCUGGUUGUGAGGGUGAUGUCUGGAUCAUUUAUGACAUCUCUGGAGAUGGCGGGAAUGUCUCUUUCUAUAAUGAAGGUCGAUGAAGAGAUGCUCAGACUGUUUGAUGCUAAAACCACAGCCCCAGCCUGGCCUAACCUCAGCACAGCCUCUGUGAGUGGGAGGAACCUCUUCAUGGAACCUGAAGAAAAACUUGCUGCAGCUUCAGAUAAUUUUACUGAAGGUUCGCUGUCUUCCAUCAUUCGAUUAGUUUUGGAGUCCGUGUGCAAGAUCCUCCUCCAGCUCCAAGAGGAACUCAAUGCUUUGGACCGUGCAGCAGGAGAUGGAGAUUGUGGGAGCACGCAUGCUCUCGUAGCUAAUGCCAUUCAGGAGUGGCUUCAGACUAGCAGAAUCCCUGGGAACCUUGGCCAGCUUCUAGCAGAUCUGGCUCUGUUGGUCCAGGACAGGAUGGGAGGAUCAUCAGGGGCGUUAUACUGCCUCUUUUUGUCUGCGGCUGCCCCUCAUCUCAAACAAAACUGUGAUGGUGCAGCUUGGGCAAAGGCAUUGCAUGCUGGCACAGAGGCCAUGAAGAGAUAUGGAGGUGCUGAACCAGGGGAUCGGACCAUGCUUGAUGCCCUGUGCCCUGCUGUAGAAGAGCUGAUGAAGCUUUCCACAGCGCCUCCUGAUGGUCACAUAGCUAUACUACAAUCAGCAGUGCAGAAAGCAGAUUUGGGAGCGGAGUCUACCCGCAAUCUCACUGCAAGGGCUGGACGUGCCAGUUACAUUGCAUCUCAACAUUUGACCCAGCCUGACCCUGGUGCCGUAGCAGUAGCCGCCAUUCUGAAGGCCAUACUUAAUUCUUUGAAGGCCUAGAGGAAGAGAAGCUCACCAACAGUUUCUUAAAGGGAUAGUUCACCCAAAAAUGAAAAGGACUAUCCACUAUUUGGGUGAACUAUCCCUUUAAGGAAUAGUAAAGCAAAAGACUGUAAACAAAACACGUGUUUGCUAACAUUUUAUUAUUGCAGAUCUUCAAGAUGAUUGAUGUAAUUUUAAAAUACACACCCUGUUAAAUGUGAUGUUAAUAGGAUGACAUCCUUAAAGGAGUGUAAAAUCUGUUGCUCAGCGUUCAACUAUGUUUGGCCCACAUAGAAGCAAUUGCUCAAUCAAUUGUGUGAUUUUGGUCCAAGAAACCUUUUUAUAACAGUCACCAUUUUUGCAUUGCAGUUAGGUGCCACUCGUUUAACAGAAUUUACACUUUUUUUCUUUUCUUUUUUAGCUUCAAUGCUGGAAAUACUGAAUAAUUAAUCAAUGUACUGCCAUUAAUGAAACAAUGAAAAGAUUAAUGACUAAACCAACCAGUGUUAAAAUGAGAGAGCUUUGUAGCUGAAUUGUUUUUGUUUACUAUUGUAAACAAUUGUCGUCAUUUACAAUUACUUGUAAUUUACUAAUUUUUUAGUUGGAAUGGAAAAGGAGCAUUAUUAAAAGUCAAUAUAACUAGUAAACAUGUUUUAACAUCUAAUUUUAAAUGCAAAUUAGUUGUAAAAUGAAUUAAUGUGACUAAUAAAAACUGAUAAAUAAAGAAAACAUUUGCUAUUUUAA
Messenger RNA from Onychostoma macrolepis, 2622 nucleotides. It is a transcript of the gene tkfc, whose product is annotated as triokinase/FMN cyclase. Gene Ontology annotation, cellular component: cytosol. Bases 166 to 1896 code for a protein of 576 amino acids. Gene Ontology annotation, molecular function: glycerone kinase activity; ATP binding. Gene Ontology annotation, biological process: glycerol catabolic process. The transcript has 16 exons. The record is from RefSeq and is a predicted model, not a curated record. Lineage: Eukaryota; Metazoa; Chordata; Actinopteri; Cypriniformes; Cyprinidae.